Messenger RNA from Electrophorus electricus (electric eel), 2911 nucleotides. RefSeq names its product phosphoglucomutase 1 (gene pgm1). Gene Ontology annotation, cellular component: cytosol. Gene Ontology annotation, molecular function: phosphoglucomutase activity; magnesium ion binding. Gene Ontology annotation, biological process: carbohydrate metabolic process. NCBI's taxonomy places the organism in Eukaryota, Metazoa, Chordata, Actinopteri, Gymnotiformes, Gymnotidae. The record is from RefSeq and is a predicted model, not a curated record.
GUAUGCAUGCAGGAAGGCUACGUGCCCUUCAUCCCGAUAGGCACCCAGACUGCACAGGCCAACUCCAGCGGCAAAAUGGUGAAAAUUACUGUUGUCAAGACCAGCGCCUAUACCGACCAAAAGCCUGGAACCAGUGGCCUGCGGAAAAGGGUGACCGUGUUCCAGCGAAAUCAACAUUACGCGGAGAAUUUCAUCCAAAGUAUCAUUUCUGCUGUCGACCCCUCUCAGAGGCAAGAGGGCACGCUCGUAGUGGGGGGAGACGGCCGCUUUUUCAUGAAAGAUGCCAUUCAGCUGAUCGUCCAGAUCGCUGCGGCCAACGGGAUUGGCAGGCUAGUCAUUGGUCAGAAUGGGAUCAUGUCUACGCCCGCAGUGUCCUGUGUAAUACGCAAAAUCAAAGCCAUCGGUGGGAUCAUUCUGACAGCCAGCCACAACCCUGGUGGUCCCAGUGGAGACUUUGGCAUCAAGUAUAACAUCUCCAAUGGAGGACCUGCACCAGAAGGCAUCACUGAUAAAAUCUUUCAGAUCAGCAAAAGCAUCCAAGAAUACCACAUCUGCCCAGAGCUCAAAGUGGAUUUGUGCGCCAUUGGUAAACAGACCUUUGAGGUGGACACUUUCAAGCCUUUUACAGUUGAGAUUGUGGACUCAGUGGAGUCAUAUGCAGAGAUGCUCAGAGACAUCUUUGACUUUGCUGCUCUGAAGGAGUUGCUCUCUGGACCUAAUCACAUUAGUGUACGGUUGGAUGCAAUGCACGGAGUGGUAGGCCCUUAUGUGAAGAAGAUUGUGUGUGACGAGUUGGGUUCCCCUGCCAACUCUGCGGUUAACUGUGUCCCCUCUGAGGACUUCGGGGGUCACCACCCUGACCCUAAUCUGACCUAUGCUGCUGACCUGGUCAGCACUAUGAAGGGAGGUGAAUAUGACUUUGGAGCAGCUUUUGAUGGUGAUGGUGAUCGGAAUAUGAUCCUGGGUAAGCACGGAUUCUUCGUAAAUCCUUCCGACUCUGUAGCUGUAAUUGGUGCCAACAUCACCUGCAUCCCAUACUUCCAGAAGACUGGUGUUAAAGGGCUAGCACGAAGUAUGCCUACCAGUGGUGCCCUGGACAAUGUGGCCAAAGCUUUGAAGAUGCAGCUGUAUGAAACGCCCACAGGCUGGAAGUUCUUUGGUAACCUUAUGGAUGCGGGCAAACUGUCUCUGUGCGGAGAGGAGAGCUUUGGCACUGGCUCUGAUCAUAUCAGGGAGAAAGACGGCCUAUGGGCCGUGCUUGCCUGGCUGUCGAUUCUGGCCAGCCGUAAACAGAGUGUGGAAGACGUCAUGAAAGAACACUGGCAGAAGUUUGGCAGGAACUUCUUCACGAGGUAUGACUAUGAGGAGGUCGACUCGGAUGCGGCCAAUAAGAUGAUUGCGGACCUGCAACAGAUCAUGUUUGAUAAAGCCUUCAUUGGGCAGACGUUCUCCUCUGGGGACAAGACGUAUAAGGUGGAGAAGGCUGAUAACUUUGAGUAUACAGACCCAGUGGACGGUAGUGUCUCAAAGGGACAGGGACUGCGGAUCAUCUUUAGCGAUGGUUCCCGUAUCAUCUUUCGUCUUAGUGGGACAGGCAGUGCUGGUGCAACCAUCAGACUAUACAUAGACAGCUUUGAGAAUGACCCUCAGAAGAUCUAUCAGGAUCCACAGGUCAUGUUGGCUCCUUUGGUAGACAUUGCCCUGAGGAUCUCGCAGCUUCAGGAGAAGACAGGACGCAAUGGCCCUACUGUGAUCACAUAAUGAGCUCCGAGCCCUCACUCAGCACACGUGUCUAGCUCUCCCUUCUGUUCUCUCAGAGUCUUGCUCUGUUCUUAGAUGCUGGCCCCAUACACCGUGGCCACUGCCAGCACGUUUGUUCCAUGAGUCCCCGGUAUAUCUCAUUUCACCUUUGGUGUGCUCCACAGAUUCAAUAGAAAGUCUGUUCAUGUCUCUAUUCAUGAAGUCAUUAGACCAGAGUAAUAUGCAGCUUGUGUUGGUGUAUAGAUGUUUGAAAAUAGUGGAAGGUCCCUAUUAAAGCCACCUGCUAUACCUUUUUUCCUUCUGGGGUGUGUUUUUUUUGUUUGUUUGUUUGUUUUUUGUUUUUUUAACAAUCAAAUAUCUAUACACUGAAACAGUGUUGUUUUCUCAGUGGAUAAUUGUACAUAGGAAUAACAAUAGCACCUCCUAAAUGGAUGUUUAUUAUACAUGUAGGCCUACACUGUCUGUUAAAUGUUUGGAGAAACCUUGUUUUUUUUUUAUUCUCUGAAUUGUUUCUCCAGUGAGUUUGUUAACGGUGGCUAGUUAAUAAUUAAUGUGUUGGGCUUUUUUGCAACACUCAGCUUCAUGUUCAAAGUGGUAUAGUAUGAGGAAUAUAUUUCAGUAAUAGCAGUUGGCAGUUGUCAUUUUCCAAAUUCCAAAAACAUGGACUGGAAUAUUUUAAGUAUCUCUGAGGAAUGUCUGGGAAAUACUAAGGGAGGUGUUUUAACUCAUACUUUAUUAUUUUCCUACCCAAGUCAUUUUCUCAUAUUUUCUUCAACCUGGUUCAUUUGUACCAGGGAAACAUAUUACAAGCUGACACAGUACUGUCGCUAUCUUAAACAUUUUAAGACUCUAGAUGUCCCCAGUCUUAGGAUGAGCUAUGAGGGAGAUUAGAGAGCUGUAAACUUCACUUGCUACACAUGAGUGUUUGCACAGAGUGCUGAGCUUUGCAAAUAGCAUUCUUAUAGGACACCAGCCACUAGUUGAAAGUCUGAUGAAUAUUUGGUGAAAAAAAAACAAGUGGAAGCCAUUAAGUAAAGGACUGGCCUAGAAAUUGCUGCAAAACAUGACUAGUAUGAUUGCCAUGCCACUGUACAUUGUAAUCCUUAUGUUUUAAUGUCAGUCCUCUUAAUGAAAGAAAUGCAUACAUAUA